Molecule: messenger RNA, 1481 nt
Organism: Candidula unifasciata
Lineage: Eukaryota; Metazoa; Mollusca; Gastropoda; Stylommatophora; Geomitridae
Source: the annotation of a GenBank genome assembly
UACAGAAACAAAGGUCGUCGUUCCACGUCUCCUUAUGAUGCUUUCCCUAGGGAUGUUUUCAAACGGAGGACAAACAGCGAUUCUGAUUGUCACUCUAACUUUUACACUGAUUCACUGAGUGCUCCUUCUUCUCCUUUUAAUGUGGAGAAAGGAAGAACGGAUUUAACGGAUUUAACGGAUGCAGCGAUGAAAAGAAAAUUGUACACAUCCAAACGAAAGGAGAGUGAGUCUCCACAGAACAGUUGUAAAGACAAUAAUCCGCCAAAAGACUCCGGUCUACACCUAGGUCGGACAAGUAGGAAAGAAACUACAUUACCACAUCAGCGGUGUGAAACUUCUAGUGAAGAGACGCCACAGCAAAAUCAAGAAAAUGUUAUUAACAACGAAGGAGCCUCAUCGAUUUCCAGCUUGGACGAUAGUAUCUCGUGUUUACCGAGCCCUCGUCGACGCAAAUCAACAGGCGAGAAGUUGAAAGAUCAUUCUCACUCGUACGAUCCCGCUUCACCCAACACGCGAGGACAUUCUGGUGCUGCUAAUUCUCACCUUUUAAAAAAGACACAUCGCUUCACUUUUAUGAAGAAACACAGCCUUGAUACAGCAUUACACGGAUUAUCACUCCCGCCUUAUCAUAGCGGCAGCAUAGAUACGGCCUCUGAUGUUGUUUCCUCUGUCAACGACUCUCCAGUAUGGGCCACACCAGUAGCAUCAGAAGCUAAUCGAUCUAGCACUCCAGUCCCCAGCUUACCAAGACACAGAACACUAGACGACGAAACAGAUAGACAUUCAUUAGUGACCUAUGAUCCACCUACUCGACCUAGCACGGCGGGAACUUGUCAAACAUCAUUACCCUUUGAUGUUCAUCACAAAGUCACCUCUGAAGGCAGCAGGCGACCUCGCAGUGCCCCUAAUAAAUAUUCAGUGAAUCGAACUUCGCCUUCAGGCUCCAUGAAUUCCCUCACUCAGAGCUUCUUUCUGGCUACUAAAGCGGAUUACUUUCGCCCAGAGGGGAGAUGGAAAAUCAUUCUGGAGCACAGAGAUGUCUGGAGUGGAGAAAUGCCCAGCUCGGACCGCACACGCUUGGACAUUCACACCAAGAAUCAACGCAUCUACUUUCUGGUGACACGUGACGAGCAGAGAGACCCGUUGCUGCCUCCUACCUUGCAAGAAAAGCGCCAUGUUUUGAUCUCACUUUUACAGGAUUAUAGGCACGGAAAACUGACUGCCAAUUCCUUGCUGGUUCCAAUAGGAUUCUGUCUAUAUAAAACAAAACAUUCUGAGCGAGAUGAAAGACGCCAUAUUUCCAAGUUCCAGUUAAUUGGUCAGAUCGACGGUCAGCCGGACAAGAGGGAAGUCACUGCUAGGUUUGACCUUGAGUCGGGGGGAUACUUUCUGGUACCAUACUACCAGGCGGAACAACACAAUGGCGAGUACUUGCUCAGAGUGCUCAUAGAGUCUGAUCUAGAGCCAGUCAAAGCAGGAUG